CUGUGACAGCAGGGAACUUUUAUUUUUAUUAAUAAACAAUACCUAAAAAUGUACAAUAAAAAAACCUGAAUGAUGUCUCUGUAAUGUUCCACAGAAGAGAGUCAGAGGUUUGGACGACAUGAGGGAGUUAAAGCCUGAAGUCUGGCAGUUUUCCUUCACUGCAAUACUGAGGGACGCACGUCUCGCUAACCCUGGGGUAAUCUGAGCCGCUCACCAAAACAGGAAGUGACUGUCAGUUCUCAAGAAAAGCCAGAGCGAUGACAUCAUCAGAUGACCACUGCAAACACACACACGAGUGUGAGCGCUUCAGAUUCUCUAGAGUGAAAUAAAUAUAGUCGUGCUGACAUCGGCUCGCUCUCACUCCGUCAGCAUGAUGAAGACGACUCUGCUCGUGGUGUUCCUCCUCACACACUCCUCAGAAACUCAAGAUAUUCUUACAGUCAGUAAAAUAUCAGUUCAAAAACACCAAACCAUCAUAAUCCCUUGUUUAUAUGAUGAGAGAUAUGUCAGUAACCGUAAAUACGUGAGUUCUGGAGGUGUGUGGGUCUUCAGUAGAGAAGUGCACAGCCGAGUGUGUGUGUCGGAUGACCGAGAGGAGAAGGUGUUCACGGCCACGCUGAGCAGCGCCGAGAAGCGCGACUCCGGCCCGUACUGGUGUGCCGUCGAGAGUUCUGGGUCUGAUCCGCACGCACGACUCGACCUGGAGGUUAUCAAAGGCAAGGCCCGGCUCCACGUGUCGAGUCAGAGCGUGUCCGGCUACGAGCGAGGGAGCGUCUCCGUCCUCUGUCACGGAGCGCACCUGUGGUGUCGGCUCGGAGGCUCGUGUGUUGGGAGAGGCGAGGAAAGCUCAGAUAAAACUCAUGUCAGUGGAGACGGCGAGGCUCUGAGCGUGAGCUUGAGCGAGCUGAAGAUAGAGGACAGUGGAUGGUACUUCUGCUCCGAUGGGAAAUACCAGAUGCCAGUUCAUAUCAGUGUGGGGAAGGCCAGACCAGUUACUGUUCCCUACACAGGCCACAGCACAGCAGUCAGCCAAGACAACGUGGCGUGGGGUCCGAGUCUCCUGUGGCGGGCCGUUCUGGGAGCGAUGCUGCCCGCGAUCUUCUGUGUGGCUGUGGCUCUGAUCGGACGAAACAUCAGAAGAAAGCGGAGAGCUGAUCCUCCGGGUCCGUCUGAAGGCAUGAGCGAUCAACAUUGGCCCAGCAGAAGUGGGAGAAACGAGGAGGUUACAUGUGAAAAUCUCUAUAAAAAUACUGGAAUUAAACAAAACAUUCAGGGAAAUGAGAAAAAUGAGGAGGUUAAAUGUGAAAAUCUUUAUGAAAUGACUGAAAUCAAGCAAAACACGCAGGGAAAUGAGAAAUGCGAGCAGGUUACAUGUGACGAUGUCUAUGAAACCAUGACUGGAAAUACACAAAACAUUCAGGGGAAUGAGAAACACAGCAAGGUUGAAGAUCUUUAUGAAACCAUGACUGGAAAUAAACAAAUCAUUCAGCUGCCUGAAAUGGAUAAUAAAAACAUAUAUGAAUGUAUGGUCCGAAUAGUGCAAUAGUUAUAUAAGCAGACACAUGUCCUCUGUGUGAUCAGUCUUUAUGGGUGAAGAACAGCAGUAUGUUUAGUUUCCUUCAGCCCUUGGUUUCUGUGAUGUGAAAAAUACAUCAUGUGAGGAUUGUUUUUUCUUUAACCUUUAUAUGACGUUCCAGAUGAUGACUGUCAUACUAAGAUGUUUUUCUUGAAGUUGUCUCGCUGUUUCUCAUUUUGGCUAAAGUUUCGACACGUUGAGCUGUUGAUGAAAAUGUGAACGAAAUUUCUAUGUUAUGAUAUUUUUAUUCAUGUGAAUUUUGCUGGGAAUUGAACCCUUGAUCGUAGCGUUGCGAGAGCCUGCUCCACUGUUAGAGUACAUAAAAUAUAUAAAUGUUUAAUUUAUUUAAAUGACAUAAAAAAAUAUCAUGUUCACAUUUUGUCAAAUUCAAUGCUGUUUUAUAAACCAUAUUUUCUCAUGUUUACUUUUUUGUAAUGUUUAAGAAGUAUUAAUGUUACAGGUUUACUAUUUUUAUAUUAUAUUACUUUUCUUUUUUAUAUUGCGAUUGUAUUGUAUUGAAUCCACAUUCAAUUUAGAGACUUGGGAAAAUCUCAGAGUAAAUCUGGGUGUUGUGCUAAAUUAUACAAAAGGGCCUUUGACAAAUGAGAAGUUUAUCUAUGCAUCAUCUUUUUACUCUUUUCAUUCGUUUUAUAACUGUAUCAUAUAUCUCUUUUAAUUUCUUUUAUAUCUGUUUUGAAUUUCCUUGCUUAUUUUAAUUCCUUUGUGUAACACACUUUGAAUUGCCAUAGUGUAUGAGAUGUGCUGUAUAAAUAAACUUGCCUACAGUCAAUUUCACCUGUAACAUGACAAUCAAACAGAAUUUUAGCAUACUUGUAAUGAGUGAAAGCAUGCAUGCAGAGUUGAGUAAAUGUCAGACGGUUAGUUUUCCAGUGGGUUAUGGUUCAUUGAGUGUCGUCGACUGUGUUCAAAAGCUUCAUUUCCUCAGCGUUUCAGAGUCCGAGGCUUCGUUUUCAUGAAGCGGAAAAACUGUGGGUGUAAAUCGUGCUUCUUUCUUUCUUUCUUUUUUAGUUAAGUUUAAGAAAUACUUUGUGGAGUAAAAGUC
This is a messenger RNA of Pimephales promelas (fathead minnow), 2639 nucleotides long. NCBI's taxonomy places the organism in Eukaryota, Metazoa, Chordata, Actinopteri, Cypriniformes, Leuciscidae. The record is from RefSeq and is a predicted model, not a curated record.